Cephus cinctus (wheat stem sawfly) is the source of this 4226-nucleotide messenger RNA. It is a transcript of the gene Sulf1, whose product is annotated as extracellular sulfatase SULF-1 homolog. NCBI's taxonomy places the organism in Eukaryota, Metazoa, Arthropoda, Insecta, Hymenoptera, Cephidae. Gene Ontology annotation, molecular function: glycosaminoglycan binding; N-acetylglucosamine-6-sulfatase activity. The record is from RefSeq and is a predicted model, not a curated record.
CACGCCUGCUUACGAUUACGCGCCCAAUCCGGACAAACAAUGGAUUCUCCAAGUGACGCAAAGGAUGCAGCCCAUACACAAGCAAUUCACUGAUCUCUUGAUGACCAAGAGACUUCAGACACUUCAGAGCGUGGACGCGGCUGUCGACAGAAUUUAUCAAGAACUCAAAGACUUGGGUGAACUGGACAAUACGUAUAUCAUCUACACCUCUGACCAUGGCUAUCAUCUGGGUCAAUUUGGAUUGAUAAAAGGAAAAAGUUUUCCAUUCGAAUUCGACGUGAGGGUACCAUUCCUAAUCAGGGGACCUGGAAUCGAGCCUGGCUCUGUAGUAGACGACAUAGUCUUGAAUAUUGAUCUCGCACCGACGUUCUUGGAUAUCGCAGGCGUCGAGACGCCACCGCAAAUGGACGGCCGUUCGUUUAUGCAGUUAUUCCUGAAUAAGCACGGCCGACGCUCUAAAUUAAAAUGGCCAGACACUUUUCUCAUCGAGUCUUCCGGACGUCGCGAAACACCGGAAUCCAUCGCAGAGGCCAAAGCACGAGAGGCCAGAAAGCACAAUGCCACUGUCACAAAGUUACCGGAAGCUACGUCACUAUUCGAGGAGCCAGUCGAACCGGAAGCAGAGGUCGACGUUGAAGACGAGCGCCGAGUCGUUGAAAAUGACACAGGAAGUGACCAGGAUCUCAGCGACGACGAGGAAUUUGACGACUCGGUGGCAGAGGAAACCAAUCUUGAACCACAGCUGGAUAACAGAGUAUUGCCAGUCGGUCAAGCAGGGUUCUCGUUCACGUCGAAGCACGAACGUCUGGCCAUAGAAUGUUCACGACCAGAAGUCUUAAAGAAUUGCGUGCCUGGGCAACAGUGGCGCUGCGAGCGCGACAGCGGACGAUGGAGGCGUCAUAAAUGUCGAUACGUUCCAUCAUCUUUAACGCCGCCUUCAAAGGCUUCGAAAAAGUGCGCCUGUUUCACGCCUUAUGGUGUCGUUUAUACGAGGCUGGAGUCCAAUGAAUAUAACCAAGAAAGAUUUGGAUUUGAACGUGAGCGCCGAGCUGGAGUAUAUGGUGAAACACCUAGAUAUAUUAAUAGGCGUGGCAAGAGGGAAUUGGCUGACGAAGACAGAAUACGCGAAGAAGUCCGACAAGACUUUGAAAAGGAAUUUGAUGACUUCGAAGACAAUUACGAUGAUAAUCGUGACCGAAGAGCAAUCGAUGAGGAGGAUGACGAUGACUUCGCCGAGGAAUUGGUCUUUCUUGCGAAGGAUCUACAAGGCGAAUCUCACCAUCUUGAUGGAAACCGUUUGAAAAGAUUUGCAGAGGACCUAGAUCUUGCGACAAAUACUAUUAUCAGGAAUAACAAGACACUGUUUCUCAUGCCAAAGCAAGGCAUAGGCGCUAAAAAUAUUUAUUCUCUACAAAACUAUGCGUACAAUAAAUUUACAAAUCAUACGAAUCGAGAGUCAGAAUCGAUUUCUGUUGAAUUAGACAAAGAUUCAGACGAGAUUUAUUGGAGGGAUUAUCUAAAUAGGAUAUCAGGUUAUACGGAUGCUGACUUCGAUCCAGUUUUACAAAAAAUCGUCAAGGGAAGAUUGAACGUGGAGGACGUGAUCAGAAGGCAUCACAGAAUAGCAAAAAGAAGCGCCCCGAAAAAGGAUACCAUAGACCACGUCACAAAAAUUAUGGAGAGCAUCGAGGAGGAAUUAGAUGACCUAAAGGAAACCCAUGCUCGACAUUCACCGGAAUCGACAAAAUCAUCACCAAAGUGUUUGGUUCUGCCAAAAGGUGGUGUCAAUUGUAGUCAAGACGUAUACCAGGACCCAAACGAAUGGAGAAUAUCAAGAAGACAAAUAGAGCAGCAAAUAAAAGAAAUGCGAACGCAAUUGGAGACUCUCAAGGAAAUCCGUCGUCAUCUGAUGACGAAACGUCCUCAAAUAAUAAUCGAGAGCGGCGGAGAUAUUUUGGAUUCCGAGGAAUUGCCAAAGUCUCACAAAGUUCAGCAUCAUGGUAGCAAAAAUCAUACGAGUCGUCAUCAUCGAAAACACGAGAGGAAACAUACGAUAGAAUCACAUUUACCAACGACAUUAAAUCCGUCAAUUGAUCAAACAGAAAGCACGAAUUUCGAAGAGAUAUCCGAGGAGAAGAUUUUUGAAAAUCCAACAACAGAAACACCCUUUCCCACUGUUCCGACGAAUCCUGUCACGGACUCUUUGCACACCAGUCAACCUGUAUCUUCGAAGAAGGGUAGAAAAGGACCACGAAGACAAAGACCAAAAGAAUCUUCUUCCGGUACCAAAACGGAAAUCGAGGAGGAAAAAACGCACAGACGUAGAAAAAUUCAUCAUGGUCGCAGAAACCAUACAUUGUUGACAAACAGCGUUCACGACGAGACGACAAACGUCAAUUUGACAGAAAAUUUGGAAACUACUUCGCCACGGAAGUCCAGUACGUUAGCCCACAGACAUCACAAGAGACCCAACAUAAUAACUAUUUCUAGUAUUGAAGUAACAACCUCUGGUAAAAUUCCCAAUGAAAUUGGAGGACAUGCCUACGGUGGAGUCGAUGGUGUUUCUGAAGGAAAUGGUUCAAGUACUGGCACUAGUACUAUCAUUGCUGCUACUAUUAGUACUGCAGCCAUUAGUAGUGAUACUACUAAUGUUACUGCUGCUGCUGUUACUACCAUUACUGCUACUACUAUUACUAAUACUACUGCUAGUACUAAUACUAUUGAUACCAGUCCUGGUACCACCACUGCCGAUACUACAACUGAUACUACUAUAAGUAGUAGUACUACAAUGACAACAGUAGCUGGAAGCAGACCAACUACUGUGUCGGAUAGCAUGAAACUGCCAAAAGCACCAAGAAACAGAUCUACGAUUCUAGGACCAGCCAGAAUCGACGUGAUAAUUUCGGAAUCACCAGAUCGUCGAAAUAAACAAGGUAUAACCACGACGAGCAACAACGGGAGACUUCCCCCAAUGCUCAACAGUCCCUUUGAGGCUCGUCACAAGUGCUACUGCGAGCCGGACACGUACACGAAGAAAGACGAAAAGGAAAUUGCCAAGGAGGAACGACGAAAAUUGAAAGAGGAACGUCUUCGCAAGAAAGAAAGGAAGCUCCGUAAGAAGGCGAAACUCGAGAAGGAAUGUCUGAGCGAAAAGAUGAACUGCUUCGAGCACGACAAUGAUCACUGGCGCACAGCACCAAUGUGGAGUGCGGGGCCAUUUUGUUUUUGCAUGAACGCAAACAACAAUACUUACUCGUGCGUCAGAACAAUCAAUGCUACGCACAAUUUUCUUUAUUGUGAAUUUACCACGGGUCUAGUGACGUUUUAUAAUUUAAGAGUGGAUCCUUUCGAACAAUGGAACAGAGUCUCAUGGUUAACACCUACCGAAAAGUCAUAUCUUCACGAUCAACUGGAACAUCUGAAGGGCUGCAAAGGAACUCGUGAUUGUACAGUUGGAUCUGCCAGAGAGGCAAUUCCGCAGAUACAACAGCAUCAGCGAUAUGUCACAAAACGAAAAAACAGUAAUACCUUCGCAACGGACACUUUUGUGCCGUCGGCGUUGCAAAUAAUUCGCGAGAGCGAACUCGGCGGGGCAGCCAACAAAAGGCGCAAAAAAUUUCCAAAGCCAAAUGGUUUGAUUAAUUGUUACAGUCCAUGGAAGAGACGUAACAGAAGCUGGCAAAGCAGCUGGCGACAUCACGAGGAGGCGGUGAAUUCACGUCGUCAUCAUCAUCAUCGUCAUCAAGUUUGAAAAUGACGAAGUGUCGAACCAGCGACCACGAAGAAUGGGCUACCAAUUUAUUUGAUACUAUCCUUUAUAUCCUGCCAUUUUUUUUACUACCGAGUGACCCAUUCGAAAAUCAUCGGACGCACUGACUUUAUCUUUGUAUCUGGUUGAGGAUGCUUGGCUAAUGAUUCACUGCUUUUGCAGAAAUACAUUGAGAUCGAUGAUUAUUUUACACGUGGGACAAUUUUUAGUUUGAAAAACUGUUGUUUUGCAUGAAAUCACUUUGAGUUGGCGAUGCAAGUUAUGCCAUGCAAAAAUGAGAAAUUGAAUUACUAAUUUAAAAAAUAAUAAUUUAUUAAUAUCAGAUCCAUUGCAAAGACAUGGAUACUCAAGCUCAAAAUUGUGACACUCAGACUGCCGUGAAUUGUAUGCACCGUUUAACGAUUUUGAUAAAUUCCAGUGAACUUUUUUUUAUAGAGAGAAUGUAAAAUCAAAUUGA